AUGGCCAAACGGGUUCAUUGUAGCCAGCUUUUUUACUUACUUUCCACAUUUAUUUCUUCAAAUCGUCUUUAUCUCUGUUUUCUCCUCGCCUCUUCCAGUUUUUUUCCCAUUUCUCCUCAUCAAGUGCCUGACAUUCCUUUUUUUUUUAAUAUCCAUUCGUCUAUCUAUCUAUCUAUCUAUCUAUCUAUCUAUCUAUCUAUCUAUCUAUCUAUCUAUCUAUGUCCGUUUUUCGCCAAAUCCCUUUUGAUGUUGUUAUACAUCUCAUUCUGUCGAUGUCUAAAUCUCUCUCUCUCUCUCUAUCUAUCUAUUAUUAUUAUUAUAUAUCUCAUAUUAACAUCUAUUUCAGACUGUUCAUAUCUAUCUAUCUAUCUAUCUAUCUAUCUAUCUAUCUAUCUAUCUAUCUAUUUAAUUUCUACCUCUCGGUCAUUCUCUGUCUGUCUCUCCCUCUUUCUCCCUUAG
This is a messenger RNA of Acanthosepion pharaonis, 459 nucleotides long. The record is from the annotation of a GenBank genome assembly. Lineage: Eukaryota; Metazoa; Mollusca; Cephalopoda; Sepiida; Sepiidae.